CAAAAAGUUCAACCACCUCACUUUCGUCAUUCUCUUUCUCGGUUCGAUUUCUACCAUUGGUGUCUCGCGCGUCGCAGUAACAUAGUCAUCAUGGAUGACUACUUAGAAUUCAACCGGCUAUUCGGCGGCUUAGACCCCUUUCCUUACAGCCGCACAGUCACCUUGAGCAUCGAAUCCGCCCGUCGGAGUCUCGAUGGCGCCCUUUUCAUAGAUCGCGUGUUGACGGCAUUAAACCUCGGACAAGCCGUGAAUCACUAUCCCCCAAAGAACAAAGAUGCUCUCCGCCAGUGGCACCAGCUCAUCUGCUCCGACAACAACAACAACAUCACUCUGCACCACAAGCUCUCGAUAGUAUACUACAUUCUCCUCGACAUCGGUGGACGCUGCGGCGGUGCCGAUCGCGCCGAGCGCUUCGCCAAGUACGCGAGCAUUCCCGACCGCUACCAGAUCUUUAUGAAAGGUCUGUGGCUCAUGGACACGCGCAACUUCGAGCUCGCGCUCGAACACCUCACGCACCCCUCGCUGAUCUCCGACUUCGCCGACGACAUCAUAACCGUGCUCGUGCACCACGCCAAGGACGGCGACUACAGCCUCCCGCUCGCAUACUACCACACCGUGCAGCCCAGCAUCCAGUCUUCGGGUGCGCUCGAGGCGCUGUUCGAUGCCGUGGCCCAGUCUAACGUCAUGGCGGCCUUCGACUUCUCCCGCUCCCACGCUGAUUACAUGCGCCGUCAGCUCUUCCAGCGGCUGGUGUUGAGCGUGUUGGGCUCUGGUCGUGGUGAGGAAGCUGCCGAGAAAGCCUUUGAGCUCACAAGCCUGCCGCUUGAUGCUGAUGAGGAGCAGUGGUUCAGGGAAUGUCUAGAGAGUGGCGAAGCGAAGAGGUUUAAAACAGCCAAGGACACUCUGGUCAUGCGCCGGAUUGUAACUGGACAGAGCGUUGGAGUAAAUGAGAAGGGUAGCUGGGCCACAGUAUUGGAGGGCUUUAAAACAGGUAGUGGUGGCCGCGUCGGAGUUUGAUGCCGCUUCUCCUACGUAUUUCUAUGGUUUCAAAUUGCAUAGCGUUGGCGUUUCGAGACUAAAAAUUUUAUUUCUUCACGAAUGUCAGAAUGCGAUACUCAAAUUUCUUGAGAUUCGAGGACAGAGCCAUGCUGCCCUUCAAGAACUGUAAGAGCGCUCGGAAAGACUUCACAAGGCUGUAUUUUAGACAUUGUUCGGGUAUACCCAUCCUUACUGUACAAGCAGUCAUGAAUGAUUAUCGCCAGCCUUAGCAGCCGGGUACAUAUGCUGAGACUUGACACUUGAGUAAUCUCAUCAGACGGCGGUAGUGGGAACUUACCUAAAGAGAGCGUCUUCAAACCACCAUCGUCAUCCAGUAGCGGUCCAUAACCAGC
Messenger RNA from Xylaria bambusicola, 1391 nucleotides. RefSeq names its product nuclear pore complex assembly-domain-containing protein. The record is from RefSeq and is a predicted model, not a curated record. The transcript has 2 exons. Lineage: Eukaryota; Fungi; Ascomycota; Sordariomycetes; Xylariales; Xylariaceae. The coding region runs from base 91 to 1017 and encodes 308 amino acids.